AGUGAAAGCAAAGAAGAAUAUAAUGUCUCAACCACGCUACAUGAGCAUCCACUAAUUCAGUGCUGACGAGGCUUUUCGCCCAAUUUUAUUUUUAGGGCUCAUCAAACCGGCUGAGAUACAACUGGCAUAAUAGUGGCCUAAGCGCUACAUCAUAAGUUCCCCAGGGUGUUGAGAAAAGUCUAGGAUUAAUUACUGAAGAUAUACAAUGAAUGAACUUGUGCAUCAUAUCAGUGGCCACAGUUUUGUGGCUACCUUCUUUCAGCAACCAACAUUUUGUUCUCAUUGCAGAAACUUUAUAUGGGGCCUAGGAAAACAAGGUUAUCAGUGCCAAGUCUGCAGGUGUGUAGUCCACAAAAGAUGCCACAAGGUUGUUGUGACUAAGUGUACAGGAAUGAAAGAUACCAACAAUGAAGAGAUUGGUGGUAGUCGUUUCAACAUCAAUAUUCCACAUCGAUUUAAGGUGUAUAACUACAAAAUGCCAACAUUUUGUGAUCACUGUGGUUCUAUGCUGUAUGGAUGCAUUCAUCAAGGUAUUCAUUGUGAAGCUUGUAAAAUGAAUGCACAUAACAGGUGUCAGAAGAACGUAGCCAAUAACUGUGGAGUGAAUCCAAAAGAGAUGGCUAAAGCAUUAAGUGCCUUAGGUUUUUCUGCUGAUACUUUGAUAAACAAGAAGGUGUCGUUGUCAGAAAGAAAGAGAGAGAACAUAGAAGAAGAAGAAGAAUGAAAGUCUAUUGAAGGAUAAAUCCUGUUGUGUUCCUCGUCUUUUUCACUCCCAUAUAUGACAGUACAGGACACAUGGGACAAUAAUAGAACAGAGACAAAUAAAAUAAGAAGUCUAACAAUUUAAAUUGAUCAACUUACAUGUUCAUAUUAUUAUAUGCUUAAUUCUGAAUCUGGAAGAUUGAUUUACUCUGAAUGUUUAUAAAGGUGUUACAUGAAAAAUACUUAUUAUGUGUAAAAUUGUUUUAUAUACAAAUACUUUAAGGUAUAACUGAAGUUGGCAAACCAAAGAAGCUAAUUAAACCUAACCAAUGUAAUGAAAAUUAAGCCUUUCUUUAUGUUAUAUAUAACCAGUUACUUUUGUGCCAACUGAUAUUAACAUUGAAAGUAUGUUACACGUGUGUAUAGAAUAUCUUUGUGGCUGUAAAUACUUUUUUAAAAGUUCUAGUUCAGUAUAACACUCCAAUGAAAUAUAAGUAUAAUCAUAUACAAAUGUUAUUUUAUGAUAUAUAAAUGAACCAAUAUAUAUAUAUGUUUACAAAUUUUAUUAAAUUUUUAUAUGUAAAUAAGCAUAUAUAUUUUUCUAAAUGUUGUUAUCAUUCUCUUGACAAAUGUGAUAACAUAUUUUUAUGAUAAAACAAGUUCCAAAAUAUAUUUUGAUCCAUAACCAUUUACUUUUAUAAUGUUUCUUUCCUGUUUGCUCUGCUUAAAAGAAUCACAUAAGAUCAAGUAUCUUUGUAUGUGUUGAAUAAUAUUUUUUCAACUUGUACGGUUUCUCAGAAACAUAAUUUCUGUAAGACAUUUGUUAUGGAUUCUUAAGUCUUUAACUACUGUGCAAAGGUUAUUUUUUAGAAAUGCUAUAAGCAAAAAAGGACAUAUGUUGUAAUAUUUCAUUACUUAUCUAAAAUGUAAAACUGGUAUACUUUAGAUAUUAAACGUUUGAAGAGGAAUAUCCUUUCUUCAUGGUUUUGCAAAAUUCCAAUCUUGCAUAUGGUUAAUAUUAUACUUUUCAAGGCUAGAACAAAGGUUAUGUAGUGUGUCCAUGACAGAGAAAGAGUUAAUGAUAGAAUUAAGUUGUGAGUCCAUAAAAGAAAAUGUUUCCCAAUAGCAUUGAGCGGUCAUCAUAUAAAGAUGCCUUUAACCAAACUGUUUACUGAUCAAUUUAACCUGUACCUUCAAACUGUUGAUUAUAUUCAGUACUUGAAUGGUUAGAAAUAAUUUUUGUUAAGAAAAUCGUGCAUGAGGGAACUUUACAAGAGUGAGAUUUUGCUGACUAAAUUACUCUCGGUGGAAAUAUAUAUAGUUCCAGUUGUAAAGCUGGUUUUUUACUUUUAAUAUCUGUUUUAAUUUCAAUCUAGUUAGUGACUGAUCUGUAAGGUAAUUAAAUUUAUAUAUACAUAA
This is a messenger RNA of Limulus polyphemus (Atlantic horseshoe crab), 2121 nucleotides long. RefSeq names its product calcium-independent protein kinase C-like. The coding region runs from base 206 to 724 and encodes 172 amino acids. Gene Ontology annotation, biological process: protein phosphorylation. Gene Ontology annotation, molecular function: protein serine/threonine kinase activity; ATP binding. Lineage: Eukaryota; Metazoa; Arthropoda; Merostomata; Xiphosura; Limulidae. The record is from RefSeq and is a predicted model, not a curated record. The transcript has 7 exons.